CUUGAGGGCAUCCGCGAUGAUGUAUCGAAAUAUGCCCGCGCCGUGGUGAGAGACUGGCGCUCAGUCGCCCCACGUCUUUUGUCCGGCGUUACUCCGGGGCAUCUCGCCCUCUCUGUGGUUUGCGACAUCGACCCCGGACACCCAGAGGCUCGACCGCUGGCCGAGUUGGUCGUGGCACCCAUCCUCCUCCUCCCGCCGGGCCACCUCCGAAAAUGCAACAUCCGGCUAGCCAUGACACCGGACGGCAGGCUCCAGCAGCUCGCAAAGGAUGCGGUGUGUCGUUCCUGCGGAAUUGCCACCGAUCCCUUGCCGCUGCCGCCCAACGCCGAUCCGGUUCUGACUGCCCUCCCACGCGAGCUCCGCCUCCGGAUCCUCGAGUAUACCGACCUCGUCACUCCAACGAGACAGGUCAUGUGGAGCGGACAGGACCGCGCAUAUAGUGUGUUCGCCUUCGCAUACUCGGACAGAGGCAUCGCCGACGAAAACCACAGGGCACAAUUUUUCAGGUGUUGGAUAGGAGAGGACCUGGCACCAGAGCCACCGAGCCCCGGCUGCUUCUGCCGCCGCCAUCACGCCGCCUUUUCGCCGGCCUGUAAAUGCUGGGUGCCCCCCGGUCCUUCCCUUUUCCUCGUCUGCCGUACCCUGUACGAGGACGCCCAGUAUGUUUUCUUCUCCAAGAAUCGCUUCACCGUCCAUGACUACAAGAUAUCCCCGCCCUGGGCCCUGCCCUUCGUUGAGGAUUGCGAAGAGGACGAGCUCCCACCCAAAUACCCGUAUCCGAACGAGCGCUUUGCCGCCUCCCACUUCCUGCGGGAAAUCAUCCCCGCGCCCUCCCUCGCCCACCUCCGAUUCCUCGAGCUGGUCUUUCCCCCUUACCGCCCCGGCAGCUGGCCCGAGACGCAUCACCCUGCCAUGCAGGACUGGCGCGCAACCAUCGACUGGCUCCGGCCCAGGAUUAACACACGCAGGCUCACGCUUCAGCUGGCCGUGUCAAACGUGGGUGACAUUGCGCUGGAACCGUAUUACCGGCCGAUAACGGCCGAAGAAGCCCGGGACAUGUUGAAGGCAUACAUGGACCUCGUGCAGCCCCUGGCACGGCUCGCCGACGACGGGCUUGCCCGCUUUUAUGCCCACUUCCCCCACCCACAGCAGUGGACCGAGGAGUUCAGGUUUAAUAGCACCUCGCAUGAUUGGGAUCGGUUGCGGCGCGCAGAGCUCGCCCUCAAGGAGCAUGCCGAACGUUGCGUUCUGGGCUCCCGGUACGACAGCCUCCACGCUGACGGCAAGGAGGAGCCGAGACUCGGCGAUUGGCAAGAAAUGUACUGGGAUUGUUAA
Messenger RNA from Thermothelomyces thermophilus ATCC 42464, 1335 nucleotides. RefSeq lists its product as uncharacterized. The record is from RefSeq and is a predicted model, not a curated record. The transcript has a single exon. The annotation marks the transcript as partial. Lineage: Eukaryota; Fungi; Ascomycota; Sordariomycetes; Sordariales; Chaetomiaceae.